This is a messenger RNA of Zerene cesonia (dogface butterfly), 632 nucleotides long. RefSeq names its product spidroin-2-like. The transcript is spliced from 5 exons. The record is from RefSeq and is a predicted model, not a curated record. NCBI's taxonomy places the organism in Eukaryota, Metazoa, Arthropoda, Insecta, Lepidoptera, Pieridae. The coding region runs from base 6 to 632 and encodes 208 amino acids.
UGCGCAUGACACACGCGGAAACUGCCUGCAGGAACGGUUUUCUGAAAGGAAAUCCUCGUCGUGGCCAUGGUCAGUACGGUGGUCCUUACGGGCCACAAGACCCUUUUGGUCCAGGACCACAAAACCCAUUUGGUCAGGGGCCGCAAGGUCCUUUUGGACAGGUACCACAAGGACCAUUUGGACAGGGUCCGCAAGGACCUUUUGGACAGGGACCGCAAGGCCCUUUUGGACAAGGGACUCAAGGACCUUACGGCCCUGGAUAUCAGGAUACGUAUCCACCCCCGGCUAAUGUCAGUCCUCCGCCGUACGGGCAGCCGCCUGGAAUGCCCCAGGGCUUUCAAAAUCUAGGAUACCCAGGUCAAGGGCCUGGCUACCCGGGAUAUCCUGGGCAGGGGCCUGGUUUCCCUGGACAGGGGCCGGGUUUCCCUGGACAGGGGCCUGGUUUCCCCGGUCAAGGUCCAGGAUAUCCCGGUCAAGGCUUCCCCGGCUAUGGACCAAAUUAUCCAGCCCCGUCCCCUGCCCCGGGCAUUACUGACAUGGCGUGCUGCGCGUCAUGCAUGGCAUGCCUCACCUGCCUUCUGUGUUCCUGUUGUCAGGUCAGGUCAUCAUUAUCAUCAUAUUCAUCAUCAUGA